GGCUGGUGCUGUCGCGUAUUCGAUUUCAGUUUACUCCCAGACCCACGACGUGCGGGUUGACUAGACUAACUGCCAGACCUCCAAAGCUAAACCAACCCCGGCACGCACACUUCCAAGCGAACUCGAAACCUAUUGCACCUGCACAUAUUCGACAUAUUCGCCGCCGCGCUCUAAUCAAUUCUAAGUAAAUAAAUCAAAGUUUGAAAGUACAGGCAAAGUCAACGCUCCAUCAUGUCGGCGAAAGCAAUCACGGAGGCCUCCGGCAAGGACAUCCUGAACCGCCAUCUCAAUGCCCACGGCGCCGGCGCGGCCACCUGCCGCUUUGCUACAGUAAACUCCACGACAGACUGGUCCAAGCUGGCCGUCGACCAGCCCUGGCUGCUGACCACGCCGCUUGUGGUCAAGCCCGAUCAAUUGAUCAAGCGUCGAGGAAAGCUGGGUCUGAUUGGCGUCAAGAAAAACUUCGAGCAGGUUAAGCAGUGGAUUGGCGAGCGUCUCAACAAGGACCAGAAGAUCGGCAAUGCCGUGGGCAAGCUGCGUAACUUCAUCAUCGAGCCUUUUGUGCCGCAUACGGAUGCUGAGGAGAUGUACGUGUGCAUUUACUCACAUCGCGCAGCCGACACCAUCCUGUUUUAUCACCAGGGAGGCGUUGAUAUUGGCGAUGUGGAUGCCAAGGCCGUGAAACUGGAUGUGCCUGUGAACUCUACACUGUCGCUGGCCGACGUCAAGAGCAAGCUGUUGAAGGAAGUCAAGGAUGCUGGCACCAAGGAGCGCAUUGCCAAGUUCAUCAGCGCUCUGUACACCACCUUUGUGGACCUGUACUUCACCUACCUGGAGAUAAACCCUCUGGUGGUGACAGCCGACAAUCUGUACAUUCUGGAUUUGGCGGCUAAGCUGGACUCGACCGCAGACUUCAUCUGCCGUCCGAAGUGGGGCGAGAUUGACUAUCCGCCACCCUUCGGGCGGGAUGCCUAUCCCGAGGAGGCCUACAUCGCAGAUCUGGACGCCAAGAGCGGUGCUUCGCUCAAGCUGACGAUUCUCAAUCGUAACGGGCGCAUUUGGACGAUGGUGGCGGGCGGUGGCGCCAGUGUCAUCUACUCGGACACCAUUUGCGAUCUGGGUGGAGCCUCCGAGCUAGCCAACUACGGAGAGUACAGUGGAGCUCCUUCGGAGCAGCAGACGUACGAGUACGCCAAGACGAUCCUCAACCUGAUGACCUCCUCGCCCAAGCAUCCUGAUGGCAAAGUGCUGAUAACGGGAGGUGGCAUUGCCAAUUUCACCAACGUAGCGGCGACCUUCCAAGGCAUCAUCACCGCCCUGCGCGAGUUCCAGCCCAAGCUGGCCGAGCACAACGUUUCGAUAUUCGUGCGACGCGCUGGACCCAACUACCAGGAGGGGCUCAGGAGGAUGCGGGACUUUGGCAGCACCCUGGGCAUUCCACUGCACGUCUUCGGGCCCGAGACACACAUGACCGCCAUUUGUGGAAUGGCGCUGGGCAAGCGGCCCAUUCCCCAAGCGGCCAGUGUGGAGUUCUCCACGGCCAACUUCCUGUUGCCCGGUGGGCAGCAGGCCCAGGCGGAUCUCAAGGCGGCCAGCGAUGCCACCGAGGCCCUGGGCUCCGGUUCCGAUGAGGGCGACAGCGUUAGCGCCACCGGUGCUCAGCGCAAUGGGUCAAGUCUGAACCGCAAGUUCUUCUCCAACACCACCAAGGCGAUUGUGUGGGGCAUGCAGCAGCGGGCGGUGCAGUCGAUGCUUGACUUUGACUUCAUCUGCAGACGCGAUGAGCCCUCUGUGGUGGCCAUGGUGUAUCCCUUUACCGGCGACCACAAGCAAAAGUACUACUGGGGCCACAAGGAGAUCCUCAUUCCCGUAUACAAGAAGAUGUCCGAUGCCAUCCACAAGCACAAGGAUGUCGACGUUAUGGUCAACUUUGCUUCCAUGCGCAGCGCUUACGAGUCCACGCUUGAGGUGCUCGAGUUCCCCCAGAUCCGCACCGUGGCCAUAAUCGCCGAGGGCAUUCCGGAGAACAUGACCCGCAAGCUGAUCAUCGAGGCGGACAAGAAGGGCGUGGCCAUCAUUGGACCGGCCACCGUGGGAGGUGUUAAGCCCGGGUGCUUCAAGAUUGGCAACACGGGCGGUAUGCUGGACAACAUUCUGCACUCGAAGCUGUACCGUCCAGGCAGUGUGGCGUAUGUUUCCCGCUCCGGAGGCAUGUCUAAUGAGCUGAACAACAUCAUCUCGAAGGCCACCGACGGUGUGAUCGAGGGCAUCGCCAUUGGCGGUGAUCGCUACCCAGGCUCCACCUUCAUGGAUCACAUUCUGCGCUACCAAGCCGAUCCGGAGACCAAGCUGAUCGUGCUGCUGGGCGAAGUCGGUGGCACUGAGGAGUACGACGUGUGCGCCGCUCUGAAGGACGGACGCAUCACGAAGCCACUUGUGGCAUGGUGCAUUGGAACAUGCGCCAGCAUGUUUACUUCCGAAGUCCAGUUUGGCCACGCCGGAUCCUGCGCGAAUUCCGAUCGCGAGACGGCCACUGCUAAGAACAAGGGCCUGCGGGAGGCUGGCGCUUACGUUCCGGAUUCCUUCGACACGCUGGGCGAUCUCAUCCAUCACGUUUACGGUGAGCUGGUCAAAACUGGUCGCGUGGUGCCCAAAGAGGAGGUGCCGCCACCAACCGUGCCCAUGGAUUACUCGUGGGCCCGUGAGCUUGGCCUCAUCCGCAAGCCCGCCUCCUUCAUGACCUCCAUUUGUGACGAACGUGGCCAGGAGCUCAUCUACGCAGGAAUGCCCAUCAGCGAGGUGCUGAGCAAGGACGUCGGCAUCGGUGGCGUCAUUUCGCUGCUCUGGUUCCAGCGCUGCCUGCCCUCCUACGUGUGCAAGUUCUUCGAGAUGUGCCUGAUGGUCACUGCGGAUCACGGACCCGCCGUUUCUGGCGCCCACAAUACCAUUGUGUGCGCACGUGCUGGCAAGGACCUAGUGUCCUCAGUCGUCAGCGGUCUGCUGACCAUUGGCGAUCGCUUUGGAGGUGCUCUUGACGGUUCGGCCCGACAGUUCUCGGAGGCGUACGACACCAACCUGCACCCCAUGGAGUUCGUGAACAAGAUGCGCAAGGAGGGCAAGCUUAUUCUGGGCAUAGGUCACCGAGUAAAGUCGAUCAACAACCCGGAUGUGCGCGUCAAGAUCAUUAAGGAGUUCGUGCUGGAGAACUUCCCUGCUUGUCCGCUGCUUAAGUACGCCCUGGAGGUUGAGAAAAUCACCACCAACAAGAAACCGAAUCUUAUCCUCAAUGUGGACGGCGUGAUAGCCACCGCCUUUGUGGACAUGCUGCGCAACAGCGGCUCAUUUACCAGUGAGGAGGCACAGGAGUACAUCAAUGUGGGCGCCAUCAACUCGCUGUUCGUGCUGGGACGCAGCAUAGGAUUCAUUGGCCACUACAUGGACCAGAAACGACUCAAACAGGGCCUGUACCGCCACCCGUGGGACGACAUCUCCUACGUCAUUCCCGAGCAGUACAACUAGGCGGGCAGAUGGAGCCGCGACGAUGUUAUAUAUUUACGUAUAUACAAGCAUAUAUUAUUCGGAAGUUGUUGUAGUUAAGCACAGAUACAGAUGUAUGAUGUUAGGCAAAGAGGUCACCCGCUCCGCUGGCUGGAAGGAUCCAUCCCGGUUAAUCCGCGCAUGUACCUCACCCCAGUUCUUCCCUUCCCCUCUCACACCUAACCUGCAUUUAAAGUUCUUAAGUUACCAUCAUUACCCUCGUUGUUUUUGUAAGUGGUGUCGCGUGUUUCGGAGCCCCUUUGGGGUUUUGGAAUCUAUAGACCUAGUGAAAUCUAGAGCUCCGGGCCGCACAACACAACCCAGCAUAACACUAUUUGAUACUUUUAUACUUUAGUUUGGAUGCUCACAAUUGUCUAGCCAACAAGAGAAUAAAUUGUUGCAAAAGCUUA
Messenger RNA from Drosophila gunungcola (fruit fly), 3947 nucleotides. RefSeq names its product ATP-citrate synthase (gene ATPCL). NCBI's taxonomy places the organism in Eukaryota, Metazoa, Arthropoda, Insecta, Diptera, Drosophilidae. The record is from RefSeq and is a predicted model, not a curated record. Gene Ontology annotation, molecular function: ATP citrate synthase activity. Gene Ontology annotation, cellular component: cytosol. Gene Ontology annotation, biological process: tricarboxylic acid cycle; fatty acid biosynthetic process; citrate metabolic process.